GUGUCACUGCCGCGCGAACGCGCGCGUCGCGAUCAGCUGGGACCAAUCGGAUCAGGUGACAGUUGCCAGGAAAACGCUCGACAGGACCGUCUCAAAGGGAUGACUUCCAAUGAUUUCGACCAAACUUAACUUGGUCGUCGACUAAUUUAAUCCCGGCAAAAUUGCUUAAAACAAACUAUAUAAAUCGUUGUCCCUAAUCUAAUAUUUUUUUCUGAGGAUUGAAUAAAAAAAUUAACGAUUUUAUUGUUAACGAUAUGAUGCAUGGAAAUAUUUGAAUUAAUUAUAAUAAUUAAGUUGCUCGAAGUUUAGUUAAAGUUAUUUUAGUUCAACCGCAGAUUCAUAUGCAGAUUCAUAUGCAGAUCAACAUGCAGAUUCAUAUGCAGUAAAAUAUUAACUGUAAUUACAAUUUAUUGUUUUUAAUUCUAGUUUUCCUUUCUGUCUGUCAAACAAUAAAAGAUCGAUGAUUCUGUCCAUGUCAACGAAACAACAGAUACAAGAGAUAUUACACGUUAAAUUAAUCGUCGAUUAAAUUAAUUAAUUAUAUAGUUUGAAGUCAAAGCCUCAGGCAUAUUGCCUCGUUUUUUAAAUCACUUUGCAUAUUAAUUAAUCACAAAAUAAACAAACUUAAAUUUUUUCUUUCAUGAAAAGGUAGGAAAAUUAAAUUAGACACGACGAAUAUAGCACAGUUGAAAAUUUUACUCUGACUAAUUCUGUGAGACAAAUUAAUUGCCAACCAAAUAACUUUGUGUAUUUAAUGCAGAUCGGGAAUUAAUUUCAAAUUAUUCGGGGAUAGCUGUUUAAAAGACUGCGGUCCACACUUGACACUGCAAACACUGUACUUGACACUGCAAUUCUUUUUUAUUUUUAACGCAUUUUACGUUUAGUCAUCAAUGCAAAUUUCUCCAUUAGUCAUCAAUGUAAAUUUCUUUAUUAACUUUCCUUGUAUUAGAUAUAGUGACAUUAUCACAACAUUAAAUUAUACAAACGUCGAACGAUAUCAAAAUUAAAUUAAUUUACUAAAAUUGAAAGUAUAAAUUUAAUUUAAUUUAAUCCUAUCCCGUUUUCUGUUGCACCAACACAAGUUUCCCUUAUUUAUCAUUUCAAGUGUAUGUACAAUGAUCUGUUCUUGUUCCGAUUAGAUUAUCUCGAUAUUACUUUCUAGAUCCGGAACAUUAAUUUCGGAAAAAAUAAUCUCCGCGUGGAAAUCAGGCAUAAAUAUCAUUCCACCGGAUGUGCCGCAGUCUGAUCUACGUUCUACUGUAAUCCCCCGCUCCUCGACGCGCUCGGCGAGCCGCAUCGAAUACACCUGGCAGACGAUACCGAAAGUUCCUUUGGAAAAAUGCAUUCCUGCCAGCGUCCCUCGCACGGUUGACUCGAACGAUGUCCGACUCGAACUCGCCCAAAACGGACACAAGUAGCUCCAGCCUCCUGCGGCAGUUCCGCUUUCAAAAAAAACAACCGAAGAUCAUGAACCUGUCUGAUGAGGACAGUAACUUGGUUGGUUCCGAUGUGCAAGUGCGCCGUAAACCCGUAAAUCGCAUUGAAGACAGUGACAGCGAUAUUGGUAGUCCAGCUAAGACAAGUUCGGACUGUAGCGCCAAAGGUAAAGAGAAUAAGUUAAAGUACCUGACAACUUUAUAUCCGCAGAAUGAUGUAAUACAUAUACAGGAAGUACUUACAAGUACUGAUUGGAAUGUCGAAGAGGCAGAGGAGACCCUUAAAAAUAAUAGGAAAAGGGGCUUAAAGAAGUCUGCAAAAACUAGCAAAAAGAAAAGAAGAAAAUUAAAUGUAGAUGAGGAUAUAGAUAUCGAUUCAGAUGAGCAAGACUAUAAUAAAGACAAAGUAUUUAACAGUGAUGAAGAUUCCGAUGUAGAAAUAUCUAAUGAGCUCACAGGUGAUAAAAAGGCAGUUUUAGAAUUUAUGCAGACAGCCUUACUUUCGGAGUUGCUUUUGUUGUCCCAAUGCUCUCAAAAGAAAGCCUUGGCCAUUAUAGAGGCAAGACCAUUUGAAGAUUGGAAAGACUUAGUGAAUAAAUUUCAAAAUAUAAAAUAUUUAGAUACAGAAUUACUCAAUGCAGCUCAGGUAUUACUAUCUACACGUCACGUGGUAGAACUUCUUAUGAAAAAAUGCCUUCGCUUAUCUACCAACAUGGAAAAGGCUGUGGCUGCUGGUGCAUCGACUAUAACACAGCAACCAAAAGGAUUAUCAUCAAAUAUGACAUUAGCUCCGUAUCAAAUGGUUGGCCUAAACUGGCUUGCUGUCAUGCACGCGCAAAAUGUAAAUGGCAUAUUAGCCGAUGAAAUGGGUUUAGGGAAAACGAUACAAGUGAUAGCAUUUCUAACAUAUCUGAAGGAAGCUGAUCUUCUUGAUGAGAAGGAUGGACCUCAUUUAAUUGUCGUUCCCAGUUCAACUAUGGAAAAUUGGCUAGACGAGCUAGAAAGAUGGUCACCUGGUUUGAAAGUUGUACAAUAUUAUGGCUCUCAAGAGGAUCGAAAAGAGAUGCGGAUGGGUUGGCGAAACGGUGAUCUUGAUGACGUCGACGUUUUGUUAACUACAUAUAAUUUAAUUUGUAGUACUCCAGAGGAGCGUAGACUAUUUCGGGUUAUGCCACUGAACUAUGUAAUCUUUGAUGAGGCUCAUAUGCUUAAGAAUAUGAGCAGUGUUAGAUACGAAAAUCUUGUCAGAAUUAAUGCUAAACAUCGAAUUCUGUUAACUGGCACGCCUUUGCAAAAUAAUUUAUUAGAAUUAAUAUCUUUAUUAAUAUUCGUAAUGCCUUCACUGUUUGCUGGAAAACAAGCAGAUUUAAAAAGCUUAUUCUCCAAAAAUCCUAAAACACCAGGUGAUAAAAAGAAUGGAGAACAGCCAUUGUUCGAAAGAGAGCAAGUUAAGAAUGCAAAGGAAAUUAUGCGGCCGUUUGUUCUUCGACGACUUAAAGUUGAAGUUUUGCGCGACUUGCCAUAUAAAAAGGAUGAAAUAAUACGAUGUACUUUAAUUGAAAAGCAGCGAAGUAUGUACGACAAAUUGGUCGCACAAUUUUCUGCCGAGGCCAGCGAAAUUACUGACGUAAAUGGUACUGGUAUGAUGAUGCAGUUAAGGAAGCUUGCUAAUCAUCCCCUUCUCGUACGUCAUUAUUACGAUGAGAAAAAGCUAAGGGCUAUAGCUAGUAGGUUGGCAAAGGAACCAGGUUACAAACAGAAGAAUCCAGAAUAUGUUUUUGAAGAACUGAUUUGGGCAUCUGAUUAUCAAAUAAAUCAAAUGACUCGUACAUACAAAAGUAUAGCUGGAUUUGGCUUGCCUCAAGAACUUAUUCCUGAAGCUGGUAAAUUAAAAGAACUGGACAAAUUACUACCACAAUUCAAAAUGGACGGUCACAGGGUGCUAAUUUUUAGCCAGUUUACUAUGGUACUAGACAUACUUGAAGAAUAUUUAACUAUUAGAGGACAAACAUUUCUAAGACUAGAUGGCAGUACACCUGUAACUGAGAGACAGACUCUUAUAAAUGAGUACACACAAGAUCCAAGUAUAUUCAUAUUUUUAUUAUCAACAAGAGCUGGAGGUUUGGGUAUUAAUUUAACUGCCGCCGAUACAGUUAUAAUACAUGACAUAGAUUUCAAUCCUUAUAAUGAUAAACAAGCGGAAGAUCGAUGCCACCGCGUGGGCCAAAAGAAACCCGUCACUAUAAUAAGAUUAUUAAGCGAAGGCACAAUAGAGGAAGGCAUGUACGAGAUAGCGCAAGAAAAAUUGCAUCUUGAACAACAAAUCACUGGAGAUGCAGAAAAUGAAAAUACGGAUAAGAAAUCCGUUAUAAAAUUAUUAAAGAUGACCAUAGGCCAAGAUGUUCAUAAUAAAUCUCUAUCAUCGAUGAAAAAUGGAACCAAUAAAGGAACCGACGCAAUAGAAAAUGAUGAAAAUUUGUAAAUAAGAAAUUUUAUUCCUCUAUUUGUAAUAGUCACGUAAUUUUGAUAUACUCUAAUUGUAAUCUAUACUGAUCAUGUCAAAUCAUCGUAAACACAUACGUGGGAUAUAAAACAUAUUUUGUAGAGGGUCGUUUUUUACUUUCAUUCAAAGAUUCGAUAGAAAUAUAUCACAAUUUGUAGAUUUUCUAUUUAUAAUGUAUACUGUGGAGUAUUUCCUUUUCUGUUAUUUUACAUGUCCAUUAAAUCAUUAUUUAUCUACACAA
Monomorium pharaonis (pharaoh ant) is the source of this 4180-nucleotide messenger RNA. It is a transcript of the gene Etl1, whose product is annotated as SWI/SNF-related matrix-associated actin-dependent regulator of chromatin subfamily A containing DEAD/H box 1 homolog. Gene Ontology annotation, cellular component: nucleus. Gene Ontology annotation, molecular function: ATP-dependent chromatin remodeler activity; ATP binding; chromatin binding. The record is from RefSeq and is a predicted model, not a curated record. NCBI's taxonomy places the organism in Eukaryota, Metazoa, Arthropoda, Insecta, Hymenoptera, Formicidae. The transcript is spliced from 12 exons. The coding region runs from base 1381 to 3918 and encodes 845 amino acids.